Molecule: messenger RNA, 1756 nt
Organism: Neurospora crassa OR74A
Lineage: Eukaryota; Fungi; Ascomycota; Sordariomycetes; Sordariales; Sordariaceae
Exons: 1
Coding region: 517-1509 (330 amino acids)
Source: RefSeq, a predicted model, not a curated record
GAACUCUCAGGCACAGAACUGCACAGCACAGACAGGCACUCUUUCAGUGGUGGAUCUCCCCGGAGACCUUGAUGCACAAUGCACGGACCCUUGCCGAGACGGCAGCCCCCGGAGAUCCGUCCGGGGGAUUAGCCAAUCACAAGAGCCGGAGAUGGUCGUCGCAAGUCAGCCAGGGCAAUUCAACCGUGUCGACCCAGGCUCGGCAACAGCAACGCAACACCAUCGUGGCCCAAUCUUACUACACUACGUACUCUACUCAGGACGACCGACGCCUUUUCUCGGUCGGCCUCAUCCAGCCAUAAUCAGCAAUUGAAACUGAAAGGUCCAGAACACUCUUUGGACCCGGAACCCUGGCCCCUGGGACAGGCAUCCUGAAACCCCUGUGGCCAACAUCGUACCCCUGGAUUGUCUCUGUGGUUGCCCCGGCUCCGCGUCUCCUCCGUCGUCGUCGUCAUCCCGUCUUCCCCAUCACAGAAGCGGAAAGGUGAUCAGUUACCGUUGUAUAGAAAGGGAAGCAUGGCUGCCAGAAUACGGUACAACCCUCAACAGCAGCGCCGGGUUUUGGCCGUGGCACUAGCGCAACCCUCAACAGCCACUCCACGCGCUUCUGUGAUCGGUUUCAGGGGAUCGUGCAAGACUCUUCCAACAACUUACUCACCAGUAACACAUCAACUCCGGCUCCUUUCGACUUCGAAGUCAUGGCGCCAAACUGAGCCGCCUCAGCCACAACCCAUUCAUCCACAGCCUGAGCUCGCCCCUCAACCCAAGAAGCGCAGUCGUGUAUGGAAGAUCAUCGGCUAUGGGUCUCUCCUCCUCUUCGGCGUCAGCUUCGGCCUCGGCUUCAGAGCGAUCGUUUCUCCCCCGCCCCCUCUGGUUCCGGGCUCCAAGCUUGACCUCAUGGAGACCAAGAUCAUCCACCGGCAAGCGGAAAACCUAAAGAUUGUCCAGGAACUCCAAGCCGACCCAGCUUGGGAGUCAUGGGACGCAUACGAGACGCUUAGCCCGGAGCACCGGGCACAGCACAUCUCGGCCGGCGCAAUGGCCGGCUCAAAGGGCAUUGGCGGCUACCACCGCGUCUUCUACAACAAGGACACGGGUGAGUGCGUCAGCGUCAUCUUCUUCGGCCCCGCCACCACAGGCUGGCCCGGCGUCGUGCACGGCGGCUGUCUGGCGACUCUCCUCGACGAGAGCUGCGGCCGCGCGGCGUUCAAGAAGUGGGGUGGCCGGUCUGGACUGACGGCGAACUUGAAGCUGAACUACGUGUCGACUACGAACGCUACCAAGUUCUACGUCAUUCGUGUCAAACCAAGGAGCGAUGACGAGCUGCCGGAGAAGGAGCGCGGCAAAAGCCACUACAAGAUCUUCCUGGAUGCGUCGAUACAUGAUGCGAAGACGGGUAAGGCAACCGUUGUUGCGGAGGCUUUGUUUGUGGGUGGAAAGGGGAAGAGCGGGAAGGGAGGAUUGACGGUUAGCGGACUGGCUGAUCAGGGUGAGAAUGCUCGUUUCUAAGUGGGAGCUAUAGGUGUCUGUCUAUAUUUAUUUGUCUUGCCCGGUUGCACUGCUUCUCCGGUUUCUCCAGAAGCGUGCUCUUGCCUCGGUUUCGUUUGUACUUCAUCAGACAUAUUUGGAGCGAGCACAUAGACCGCUAGACUUCAUAGAGAGGUAUUGUAAUCGAAUCCCUGAUAACACGAGUAUAUCUAUCCAAAGAAUAGAUAGGGUAAUUAUCAUCAGCCUCGGCUUCAAUCUUAUCUCUCUC